AUGUUGAUUAGGUUUGCAGUUUCUUGUAAAGCUAGAUCUUAUGGGGAAGUUGUGCAAAUUGCAAUGGGGAGAACUGCUAGGGUUUUGUCUGAGAUUUGCAUAAUUGUCAACAAUGCAGGUGUCCUGAUAGUUUAUUUGAUUAUUAUGGGUGAUGUUAUGUCUAGUUCGGUUCGUCAUAUUGGGGUUUUCGAUAAGUGGUUAGGACAUGUUUUUUGGGAUCAUAGGAAGUUAUUGGUUUUGGUUGUUAUGGUUGUUUUUCUUGCUCCACUUUGCGUGUUAGAUAGGAUUGAUUCAUUGAGCAUGACUUCGGCUGCUUCGGUAGCUCUCACUGUUGUUUUCGUUGUGGUUUGCUUUGCUGUUGCAUUCAUUAAGCUUAUUGAAGGGAAGAUAGAGGCUCCAAGGAUGAGCCCAGAUUUUACGUUCCCUGAUUAA
Messenger RNA from Gossypium arboreum, 432 nucleotides. Its product is annotated as amino acid transporter AVT6E-like. Gene Ontology annotation, biological process: amino acid transmembrane transport. The record is from RefSeq and is a predicted model, not a curated record. Gene Ontology annotation, molecular function: amino acid transmembrane transporter activity. The coding region runs from base 1 to 432 and encodes 143 amino acids. The transcript has a single exon. NCBI's taxonomy places the organism in Eukaryota, Viridiplantae, Streptophyta, Magnoliopsida, Malvales, Malvaceae.